This is a messenger RNA of Drosophila willistoni, 497 nucleotides long. RefSeq names its product 28S ribosomal protein S21, mitochondrial (gene mRpS21). Gene Ontology annotation, biological process: translation. Bases 90 to 353 code for a protein of 87 amino acids. The record is from RefSeq and is a predicted model, not a curated record. Lineage: Eukaryota; Metazoa; Arthropoda; Insecta; Diptera; Drosophilidae. Gene Ontology annotation, cellular component: ribosome. Gene Ontology annotation, molecular function: structural constituent of ribosome. The transcript has 2 exons.
UGUUUGCAAACACACUAAGUUAUCGGUGAUUAUUUAACAAUAAAUAAAGUUACAGAUUGUUGUUUUUUUCAAUUCUUGAAUAAAAAAAUAUGCGGCACGCUCAGUUUUUGGCCCGCACAAUCUUAGUGCAAAAUAACAAUGUGGAAGAGGCCUGCCGUCUGUUAAAUCGAGUUCUUGGCAAGGAAGAACUGUUUGAUCAAUUUCGGCGCACACGGUUCUAUGAGAAACCCUACCAGGUACGGCGGCGCAUCAAUUUUGAAAAGUGUAAGGCUAUCUACAACGAAGACAUGAAUCGCAAAAUCCAGUUUGUACUUCGCAAGAAUCGCGUGGAACCGUUCCCCGGCUGCAGUUAGAUGUACCCUAAUUUGUAUAAUUAUUUGUUUAUUAAAAAUAUAGAGGGUUUGUUAAGAAUCACAACAAAUUAGAAUAACCUAUGUGUAUAUAUAUUACUAAUAUCUAAAAUCUUCAAAAGAAUACACAAUGUUGUUUACAAUCAA